AUGGCCGUCGAGUUUGAUGGAGGUGUCGUCAUUGGAGCCGAUACCAGAACCACAACGGGGAGUUAUGUGUACAACAGAAUAACUGAUAAACUAACAAAGGUCUCAGAAACGAUAUAUUGUUGCAAAUCUGGUUCCUCUGCUGACACCCAAGCCAUCUCUGAUGUUGUCAGCUACCACUUAUCUGUUCACAAAUUAGAGUUUGGUGGGGAGCCAUUAGUGAAGACAGCAGCAAAGAUAUUUCAGGAUUUGUGCUACAACUACAGGGACCAGAUGUCAGCUGGGAUCAUCUGUGCUGGUUGGGAUCAUAUUCACGGAGGACAGGUUUAUUGUAUUCCACUUGGUGGCAUGUGUAUUAGGCAGCCAGUGACUAUUGGAGGCUCUGGAAGCACGUAUAUCUAUGGUUAUGUUGAUGCUACAUACAAGGAAAAGAUGUCUGUUAAGGAGUGUCAGGAAUUUGUUGCUAAUGCUAUCACUCUGGCAAUUGGAAGGGACGGCUCCAGUGGCGGGUUUGUCAGGUUGGCCACAAUCACUAAAGAUGGAGUUGAGAGGAUGACUGUUCUGCCUAACCAGCUGCCAAAAUUUUCUGAAUUAUAA
This is a messenger RNA of Helobdella robusta, 594 nucleotides long. RefSeq lists its product as hypothetical. Lineage: Eukaryota; Metazoa; Annelida; Clitellata; Rhynchobdellida; Glossiphoniidae. The coding region runs from base 1 to 594 and encodes 197 amino acids. The transcript is spliced from 5 exons. The record is from RefSeq and is a predicted model, not a curated record. Gene Ontology annotation, molecular function: threonine-type endopeptidase activity. Gene Ontology annotation, cellular component: proteasome core complex.